Messenger RNA from Clupea harengus (Atlantic herring), 3017 nucleotides. It is a transcript of the gene hp1bp3, whose product is annotated as heterochromatin protein 1, binding protein 3. Gene Ontology annotation, molecular function: nucleosome binding; DNA binding. Gene Ontology annotation, cellular component: chromosome; nucleosome; nucleus. Gene Ontology annotation, biological process: nucleosome assembly; heterochromatin organization. NCBI's taxonomy places the organism in Eukaryota, Metazoa, Chordata, Actinopteri, Clupeiformes, Clupeidae. The record is from RefSeq and is a predicted model, not a curated record.
CGCAAUACGGGUGGCGUUAAAGGACAAGCCUGAUGACGACACUCUGACGCUACUACGUGUACGUACGUCCAAAGGGGGAAGGGCACGACUGGAGAAAGAAUUGCAGCAACGGGAAAAGCAGCACAGAAUAAACAACUUAAUAACCGCACGUUAAAAGGUGAGUCAUGCGUCGGGCUUCUAUACGCCGAGGGACUAGCGACAAGCAGGCUCCUCCAGACAGUGCCCCCGAGACAGAACCCACAGCUAACUCUGACAAGGCUGCUCCCGAGGAGGAGGAUGAGGCCGUGGCCGAAACCCCAGCAGCUGAAGCCAAGGGAGAGAAGGAGGCCGUGGGAGAGAAGGGAGAAGGCGAAGAGGCAGCGGCCCCAGCAGAGGGGGAAGGAGAAGGAGGAGAGGUAGAAGGCGAGGCGAAAGACAAAGAUGCGGAGGGGGACGCAAAAGCUGAGGGAGAAAGCGCUGAAGAGACGGGGAAGAAGAAGAAGUCUAAAGACAAGAAGGAGGACAAAGAGGUCACAAAUGAGGUGAAGGUGAAAAAGGUGAAGAAGUCCAUCCCAGCUUGGGCUUCUCUGCCCUCCGUGAAGCGCACUGCCAACAAGACCAUCAUUCAGCACCCCAAAGUGCACAACAUCCUCAUCGAGGCUAUCCAGAACUGCAAAGAGAGAACUGGUGCUUCUGCCUUUGUCAUCCUGAAGUACAUCAUGAGUAAAUAUGCCUUCCUGGAGCUGGACAAGAGGAAAUUCCUUCUCAGGAAGUCCAUGAAGCGACUGGUGGAGAAAGGGGCCAUCAAACAGCUGAGGGGGAAAGGCUUUGCUGGGAGUUUCACAAUUGGAAACCUGUCGGCUGUCUCCAACUCUGCCAAGAAAAUGUCUGUGGUGGUGGCUCCUGGCGUGAAGGCGGAGACUCUGGGUGAAUGCCUGCCUCUUAUCAUGACACGCCUCUGUGAGCCCAAAGAGGCCUCCUAUCUGCUUAUCAAGAAGUACCUGACCGAGCACUACUCGCAGAUGGAUGUAGAGAAGAGGCCUGAUAUUCUGAAGAAUGGCCUGCAGAAAGCAGUGGAGAGGGGACAGCUGGAACAGAUCACUGGAAAAGGAGCCACCGGAACAUUCCAGCUGAAGAAGACUGGGGACAAACCCGCAACUGUCCUUGAGGAUGCUAUAGUGACCGCCAUCAUAGCCAUGAACGAGCCCAAGUCCUGCAGCAUCCACACGCUCCGCAAGUUCCUCAUCGAAAACCAUAAGGACAGAAAGGAGAAUCUCUUGAUGCACCAGCUGAAGAGAACCUUGGAGAAGGGCAAGACCAUGGGCUGGAUAGAACAGAUCACUGGCCAUGGCCUGAGUGGGAGCUACCAGCUCUCCUACCCCUAUUACCCAAGCCCAGCCAUCCUGUUCCCAGAUAAGAUUGCAAAACAGAAGAAGAAAGAGGAAGAGUGGGCCAAACGUAAGAGGAUGGCUGACUCGGAGGAUGACGAGUCUGAGGAAGAGUCUGAGGAGGAGGAAGAUUCAGAUGAUGAGCCCCCUCGUAAACGAAGACAACAGAGGAGGCCAGCCCCAAAGGCCCGCUCCUCAGCAUCCCGGAGUAAGGGCAAAUCCACCAACAGGAGAUCUGCUCCUGCCAAACGGUCAGCCCCACCAGCCAAGAGGGCGGCGCCACCUGCUAAGAAAAAAGCUAUUACCCCAGCGAAGAAGCCAGUGGCCAAGAAGGCGCCCCCGGCUAAAGCCACACCAGUCAAGAAAGCCACACCAGUCAAGAAAGCUUCCCCCGCACGCACACCUAAAACACCCGUCGCCAAGAAGCUGACGAGCAGAGUGGCCAAGCGACCACCGGGCAAGAAGGCACCAGCCAAGGCAGCCAAAACCGAGACGGAAAAGGCCAAGGCAGCCAAAUCAGAACAACCAGCGAAGGGGAAGGGGGCCAAACCAGCCGCCCGCAAGUCAACUCGUGUGAAGAAGUGAGCUUGCCGACGAGGCUCGCGGAUGGUGACGUUUACUCGUAGCUCAGUAGACUGUUGUGCUUUGCCUCCCCUCCCCCCUUUCUCGAUCUAUUCUCCCUCUUUUUUUCCUUUAUAUUUUUUUGUAUAUAUUCAUCCUUCCUUCCUAGCUAGAGGCCUUGUAAUUAUUUCAGAUGGAUGAACAACGAUGUCAGUUUGUUCAUAGAAAUACAUUUCCGUUAUGAGUCUCAAUUUUGAAAGUCAUGGUGUUGUGUUGGUUAAGUGUUUUUCUUUUUAAAAUACAUUUCCAAUGGUCAAACUGUCCUUUAUUUCACACUCAAGGAACCUCAAAGGGUCUGUCAGCAUUAAGUAUUAAAUCUUACUCAAUCUAACACCAGUGGUUAAACGUUUAAUUUGCCUCAUUACCAGUUAGCCCUUACUGCUCAGUAUAUGUUCUGUAUUUGAGACGUUAAUCUUUUUUUGUUUUGUCAAAAGAUGUUUUUUUGUCACAGUGUGAAGUUUCUGUUGAUAUUUCUGAAGGAUAAAGAGCUUUUGGUCACUGUAGGCUCUUACUGUGAGCUUAGUGAGAGAAGGUAACAUUAUUUGACUUUGACUAAUGAUUUUUUUUUUUUUUUAAUAAUCUCAUUUAUCAUGAUUUUAAAUCAUAUUUGAAAAUGAGCAAAGGUGUACUCAAGCAUGAGUGUACUUCUGAAAUGUUGAUUUAAUACGUUGUUUUUUGUUCAAACGAUUAUUUGUAAAAAUGGCUAUCCCUGUCUGCAUUGGCAGACUAAAUUGGAAGUCCAUAUUUCUACUAACAGUUGGAAUGAAAAUGAUUUCAUGAAAAUGACGGUUUAAUUUGUGUGUUAUUGGUGUUAAAAGAUAGAUCAUGGCAGGUUUUUUUGUCAUAUACAUAACUUCAAUACAGCACACAAAAGUUAUAUUCAAUUAUAUUCUAUGUAUUAGAGAAUCCAUGAGGAUAAGACCGCUUUCGUUCUCAUGAGCUUGGCUCAUGUUCUGCAUGCUGUUAAACUUUCACUGAUCUGCUUUUCUGUAGUCAUUAAUAAAGUGACUAUAUAUUUGUACUAUCUUA